AUGGACACCGAAACGGGGCCGGCGCCAAGAACGGGCUCGACGCUUCCGUCAGCCACGACGACAUCCUCGCUGGGCGGCGCGCCCAAACGCAUCCGGCACCGCGAAGACCAGAUCGAAUCGGCCUACGAGGUCCAGCGGAAUGCGGCCAUCAAGGGCGCGGCUAUCUGGACCCUCAUCGGCGCCACGGCGUGCUUUUGGGGACAUCAUCUGUUUCCCGGUUUCAGGAGACAGACGCUGGCGCUAAAAGGCUUCCUAACUUCUGGCGCCACCAUCUUCGGCUUCGUAACGGGCGCCGAUACCGUCCUCCUCUCGCACGAGGACCAGCAGCGCUCGUCAGAGAACCUCAUCCGCAACCGCGCGCGCGCCGAGCUCGGACAGCGCGGCAUCGUGGCCAGCGAGGCCGAAAUCGAAAAGUGGAAAGACGCCUUUAUCGCCAAAAAGCUCGAGGAGAGGCGGUUGAGGCGCCUCGAUCUCGAGCGGCGGCAGGGGCAAAACGCAGACGGUGACGCCACCCCGUCGCUAUCACCACCACCACAGCAACAAGACGAGGAACAGCAACAAUAG
Pseudozyma flocculosa PF-1 is the source of this 564-nucleotide messenger RNA. RefSeq lists its product as uncharacterized. The coding region runs from base 1 to 564 and encodes 187 amino acids. The record is from RefSeq and is a predicted model, not a curated record. NCBI's taxonomy places the organism in Eukaryota, Fungi, Basidiomycota, Ustilaginomycetes, Ustilaginales, Ustilaginaceae. The transcript has 4 exons.